Messenger RNA from Aspergillus ibericus CBS 121593, 1150 nucleotides. Its product is annotated as emp24/gp25L/p24 family protein. Lineage: Eukaryota; Fungi; Ascomycota; Eurotiomycetes; Eurotiales; Aspergillaceae. The transcript has 3 exons. The record is from RefSeq and is a predicted model, not a curated record. Gene Ontology annotation, biological process: Golgi organization; endoplasmic reticulum to Golgi vesicle-mediated transport; intracellular protein transport. Gene Ontology annotation, cellular component: Golgi apparatus; endoplasmic reticulum-Golgi intermediate compartment; COPII-coated ER to Golgi transport vesicle. The coding region runs from base 73 to 771 and encodes 232 amino acids.
AUCACCACCAAUUCACCCUCCUCUUCUCUUGUUUCUCCUCUCCACCUCAAUUCCACCCCCCGGAACCACACCAUGGCGCCGUCUCGAUCCUCCGCCUCAUGGCUGUCCUCCGCCUUGGCUGUGUGUGCCAUCCUGUGUUUGACGGUGCCCGCCAAUGCUCUCUACUUCUACAUGGACGGACGCCAGACCAAGUGCUUCUUUGAGGAGCUCCCUAAGGAUACGUUGGUCGUUGGAACCUACUCCACCGCCGUAAUCAACCAACAAACCAACACCUACACGGUAGACCCGAACCUCAAGAUGCUCGUAACGGUAGACGAGAUCUUCGACAACGACCACCGCGUCGUCUCCAAGCGCGACAGUGACACCGGCCGGUUUACCUUCUCCGCUGCCGACGCCGGUCUGCACAAGAUCUGCGUCACCCCCGAGACGAACGCCGCCGUGGGUAGCGGCUGGCUGGGCGGUGCCCCUAACGGUGCGGUCCAAGUUACCCUGGAUAUGGCGAUCGGGGAGACGAGCAAGAUUGAGACCGAGGAUAAGGAUAAGAUGCAGGAUAUUGUGCAGAAGGUUAAGGAUUUGAAUGGGAGAUUGCAGGAUAUUCGUAGGGAGCAGGUGUUUCAGCGGGAGCGCGAAGCCGAAUUCCGUGACCAGUCUGAGGCUACUAAUGGACGUGUGGUGCGGUGGACGUUGAUCCAGUUGGCUGUGUUGUCGGUGACGUGUGCUUGGCAACUGUCGCAUCUGCGGUCGUUUUUUAUCAAGCAGAAGUUGACAUAAUUGCCUACCUCUGAUUGAUGAGGGGGUGGUUAUGGUGAGGAAAAGAAUGGGGUGGUGGGUGCGGGCAGGUACCUGGCCUGAUUUGUUGUAUCUUAUGGGUUUGUUUUCGAGCAGAUAAACUACCUUAUUGAUGGUUUAGCGAUAAUCUCUACCUGGGGGAAGGAAGUGUAGGUAGAUUGGCUUGGGGCUGUAGGUAGGGUAUGGCAGUGGUUCUGGGUGGUGUAGAGAUGGUGAGUUGGUGGCAUAUGAGGGCUGAUUAUGUCCGGCUGGGUAUGUCUGGCUGGCAGGUCAUGAGCUGUCUGGAUUGUACUACGGGUAUGCUCAUACUCAUUCUAUGCCCUGCUAGCAUCUCAUUUCAAUAUCUACAGACACCCAGCAG